CCGUAUUUUGCACGGCACCCGAGCGUCUACGAAGAACGAAUGAGCUGGCACAUUUUGAGCAUGUCAAAAGCACAAAGCAAUCAAUACUGAAGCUUUCGCGGGAUGUUCUAUUAUCCCACAACAAACAGAAAAAAAAAAAACGAGAAAAUCGAGAAUACGCAACGAAGUCGGGUUUGGUCGUAUUUGGAUUGAAAAAAGUGUUGGUGGAAAGCAUCCUGGAAAGCUGUGGAUAAGUAUAAAACGGAGAAAUUUGAGAACUCUUGGGUCAAUCCGAGCUUCCAGCGAAGCUUUGUCAUCAAUCGAAACACCGCAGUGGUUGUGAGUUGUUUAGUUAGUUGAUAUACCAGAGUGGCAUAUGGAUUUUCAAAGAAACUAGGAAAAGUGUGGAAAUGGCUUCGAAAGUGAUUGUCAAGAUACCUGUCGCUCCUUUUGGCAAGGUGAACAAGACGAAAUCUGGCAUAGUCAACGGAGACAUGGUUGUGACUAGACCCCAGGACAGUCCUCCACCAAGAUCUGCAGACACACCAAGGGGUCCGGAUUGUUCCAGAAUAACUCAGCUCGACCAAAACAUAAAAUUUCUUCAGGAACAGCAUCAGCUUAUGCUGUCAGGAUUGCACAAUGAAAUUGAGAACCUGAAAGUGAGGAAUAGAGAACUGCAGUUUCAACUGGUUUUUGUGAAAGGUAUAUCUCCCAGUUCUCCUUCUUCUCCAGAAGAUGACAGCAAACAUAAGAUUUAUACAAGCCCCAAACCAUUCAAUGUAACUCCGCUUCAAGUGGAGAUACUGGAGAAGGAAUUGGGAGAGUUGAAGUUGCAUAUGCAGGAAACAGAAAGCAGGAAUGUUUAUCUAUCAGCAAUAGUCGAUGAACAGAAGAAGAAAUUGGAACGCUACGAAAGGGACCGCGAAAAAGAACGCGAUCGCGCCGGCCAACCUGACCCAGAACUUCUGCGCAAGCUCGACGACGCAGAAACCCUGAUUCGCCGUUUGCGCAGAGAAAACUCAGACUUGCGUCGCGAUACUGCCCCCCACUACUCGCCGAGAGAGAUGAGCUACCACCAGCACAGGAGCGGCGAAAACGGCUUCACCCCCUCCAGAUCCGGCAGAAGCCACGGCAACAGGCACCGAGGCCACUACAGAGGCAACUGGUUUCCCCCACUCCACUCGCAGAGCUACUGGCAGGGCGGUAGGGGAAGCGACAGAAGCGGCGUGCCGCUUGACGGUAACGCGUUACCCAGUUUGCCAGGCAACGAAAGUGGUUACCAGGGAAGGAGGGGGGCGAACAAUAAUCACUACGGCGGGGAAGGCAAAAAGUAUAAAGGGGGACAGAAGACGGGGAAACAAACGUAAUGGCUUCGUUAUUGCUUGGGUGUUUUAAAAGGCUGUCUUUGUAUUCAAUAGAUAGAGUACAUGUUGAAUAGGGUACCCAGAUGGAAAAAAACUUGUUGGAUGAGCUCAAAUGCUGAUUGGUGAGGUUGGGAAGAGGUUAUGUUUUUCCUACCUGGGCUAUAAUAUUAGAUAAUCAUUGUGAUGAGUUCAUGAGUUCUGUCAACGUUGGGAGGAGUGGAUGAAUCAGAUGUUGACAGGAGCUUGUGUGCCAAAUUGGAUAGUGACAGUUCAGGUAUUAGUAUUAUUAUAUUGUCUGAAAAUUGUCUGACCCGUCAUGCUCUUGCCCUCUCAUGUGCAACCCACAGAAGUCUUCAAGAGACUUGUGCGAGCAAGGAAUGAGGUGGGCCUUACGUUUUUAACGUGUGAUCCCAAACACUUUCUUGGGCCAUCAGAAAAAUCUUUGCAGUCGUUGGAUUUGAAACCACGACCAGUGAGCGAACGCGAUUAGAAUACUUAACGCUUCUACCAC
Molecule: messenger RNA, 1854 nt
Organism: Phaedon cochleariae (mustard beetle)
Lineage: Eukaryota; Metazoa; Arthropoda; Insecta; Coleoptera; Chrysomelidae
Source: the annotation of a GenBank genome assembly